Molecule: messenger RNA, 3128 nt
Organism: Betta splendens (Siamese fighting fish)
Lineage: Eukaryota; Metazoa; Chordata; Actinopteri; Anabantiformes; Osphronemidae
Product: GTPase IMAP family member 8-like
Exons: 6
Coding region: 97-2640 (847 amino acids)
Molecular function (GO): GTP binding
Source: RefSeq, a predicted model, not a curated record
UGUAUGUCAGCGAGUCAACAGCACUUUGUCAUAGUUUCUAUGUCUCUCAUGGUGAAGAUUAUUGCCUGAGUUCAACCUGUGAAAAGAGAAGGAAGAAUGGAGCACGACGAUGACCGGGAGAGAGCGAGCACUGCCCAACCCGAGGUCAGACUGGUCCUCAUCGGUAGACGAUGGGCCGGCAAGAGCGCGUCCGGCAACACUAUACUGAGAAAGCGAAGGUUGGAGUGUGGCCGGAGCCGAACAGCUCAGUGUGAAGUGAGGCACGAGGAGGUGGACGGAAGGAAGCUCGUGGUGGUCGACGCGCCGGGAUGGAGCGACUCUCUCUCCCUGGCGGAGAUCCCAGAGGGGGACAAGCAGGAGCUGAAGGUCAUGGCGUCCAAGUGUCCGCCCGGGCCGCACGCGUUCCUCCUCGUGGUGCCCACGGACACGGCCUUCUCCGAGGAGCAGAGGAGGACGGUGGAGGUGCACAUGAAGCUGCUGGGGAGCCGGGCGUGGAGGCACACCGUGGUGCUGUUCACCUGCCAGGACUCGCUCGGGGAGAAAAGCAUAGAGCAGCACAUCGAGAGCGAGGGCGCGCCGCUCAGGUGGCUGAUAGAACGGUGCGGCAACAGGUACCACGCGUUCAACAACCAGGAGCAGAGCGACGCGGCCCAGGUCACAGAGCUGCUGCAGAAGGUCGACGGCGUGGUGCGCGGCAACGACGGCGGUUACUACGAGAUGGAUGCGAAGGUGGUGAGCAUCAUCAGCGAGAAGCAGCGAGCGGUCAGAGACAGGGCGGAGAUCAGGCGGAGGGCGGCUGAGGAGCAGGCGGAGCGAAUGAAGGGUCUCCUGACAGAGAUGAAACCCGCCCACACACUGCGCGUGGUCCUCCUGGGAAGCCGCGGCGUGGGGAAAAGCUCACUGGGGAACGUCAUUUUGGGAAUCAAAGCGGGAGACAAUGGGAAAAGAACAACGCGCGCGGUGGCGCAGCAGGGGCGCGUGGGCGACGCCGAAGUCACGGUUGUGGACACGCCGGGCUGGUGCAAAGGCUUCUCCGCCUCCGAGACCCCGGAGGCGAUCAAAGACGAGCUGAGGCGCAGCGUGUUCCUGUGCCCGCCCGGACCCCACGCCUUCCUGCUGGUGCUGGACGCGGACGCGUCCUUCAACGCCAAUCACAGGGAAGCGGUGGCGACGCACGUGGAGCUGCUCGGGGGAGACGCGUGGAGACGCGCGGUGGUCGUCUUCACCAGAGGAGACUGGCUGGGAGCACGGAGCGUGGAGCAGUUCAUCGAAGGGGAGGGAGAGGCCUUGAGGUCCCUCGUGGAUUUCUGUGGAAACAGAUAUCAUGUGAUGGAGAACAGGAACCGGGACGAGGGGACUCAAGUCACAGAGCUGCUGGAGAAGGUCAGGGCUGUAGCUGGAGACGGUUCAGACUGUUUCACUCCAGAUGAGCAGAUACUCAUAGACAUUGAAGAUAGAAGAAGAAAAGUGGAAGAAAGAGCAAGAAGGAGGGAAAAUGAAGUGAAGGCUAAAAGACAAUCCCUCAGAGGUUCCAGAAAUAGGCUGGAGGAGCUGAGGAUCAUGAUGCUCGGCCAGAAGACCGACGGGAAGAGUGCAACAGGAAACAACCUCCUGCGUCAGGACGCGUUUGCCACAUGUGAGAAUGAGCGCUGCCAAGUGCACGAGGCCUCGGUCGCCGGGAGGCGGAUCCGAGUGGUCGACACGCCUGGCUGGCGUAAGGAGGACUCCAUAGACUUAGACAAUGAAAUUGUCCACGGGCUGUCGCUGAGCCCAUCGGGGCUUCACGUGGUUCUGCUGGUCGUUCCUUUGGACCUGACCUUCAGCGCCGCUCGAAAGGCCGCACUUGAAAACCAGAUGAGCCUCUUUGGUCCCAGCGUCUGGAAACACACUAUGGUUCUGUUCACGUAUGGAGACAAACUGCUGGACAGAACCGUGGAGGAGCACAUCGAGAGGGAGCGGGGUGCUCUGCGCUGGCUGGUGGACAAGUGUGACAACAGAUACCACGUGAUGGACAACACAAAGAGAAGCGACGUGAGCCAGGUCAGAGAGCUGUUUGAGAAGGUCGAGGAACUGGUGGCCGAGAACAAAGGUCAGGUCUUCAGCCCCGACGUGUCUGACAUUCAUCUGAGAAUUGAAGAGAAAUUUGAAAGGAGCCGGCUGAAACAUGUGCUAAAGCCCCGACUCCUAAAAGAGUGCAGAAGAAGAGAGCUGGAACUGAUGAGGGGUUUCAGGGAAACACUCCUCGAGCUGCAAGAUGGAAUCAGGGGAAGUGGGACAGGCAAUAAACCCAUGUCUUGCAUUGUUGACAUGGCCAAAGGGAGGAAGAAAGAUCCAAAGCUGAAGAAGGAAAACAUAGACGCAAAAAUCAGCCGGGAAAUUGAAAAGCUGGAAGCAAAGAUGAUGACAUCCGAAGAGUGUCUGGGACGCAGCAUGGAGUUCUUAAACCCUGAUUUCUCAGGGGGGAGCCACUCCUCAGUCAGUGACUAUGAUAAAGUUCUGGGUUGGCUGUCCAAACUUCACAUCGACACAAACCCGGAGAACCAGCUGACACUCAACUUCUCCCGGUCAUCAGGGUACGGGUCCGUGCUACCGAAAAAUACAGAACACGACCAAGAUUUUAGUGAUGAUGAUGAUAUAUGAUUAACAUGGAGAUGACUGUUGAGUCUGAAGGCUGACGUAGGGCAAAAUGUUUCAGACUGUGGUGCCUUCGUUGUUGCUGUUGCUAGAAAAAGUAUUUCAAGGACAAUCAAUAUAUUAUAUUUCCCAGAAGAGAUGAUAAAGAUUUAUCACAGUAAUGCAUUUUUUGUUCUCUUUCAAAAGGGAAAGAUUAAAUCUUUGCAAUUUACUGUCAGCGUGCAAAUGUUUUCCACAGUGGCAAGCAUCAAGUCCUCAGUAGCUUAAUAAAGUCAAGCUCAAUAAAACACAAAUAACCUCUACGUCUUUAUGGCGUGUCAUUAACAGCACAUCAGUUGUUACUUUGUUAGUUAGGUGCCGUUUUUCCCUCAUUUUUUUACUGGAUCUUACAAAUUCUUUAAAAGAUGUUUCAAUUGCUUCUCUGUGCUCUUGUAUUAUAGUGUAUGUAUUAUGUAUGUAUUAUAGUAAAACUAUUAAAGUAAUUAACUGAAAAA